UCUUCUCCACCCCUGCUCCCCCUUCCCCUUUCUUGGUCUCGCUCCCCUUCUCCCCCUCCCCCUCUCCCACUCCGCCGCCUCGCGCAACGCUGCGGCGGCUCAGUGCCGUGCGUUGCGCGCACGACCGACCCGGCUGCCCACAGCAGCAGAUCGUCGCCAAAGCGAGCGAUGGUGUCCGUCGAGGACUUCCAGGCGCUGCUCGCCCGGGUCUCCGCCCUCGAGGGCUCAGGCGGCGAGGACGGCGGUGCCAAGAAGACUGGCGCCACCGACGCGCAGAUCCUCAAGAAGGUCUCGACCAGGUUGCAGGAUUUCGAGGCCCAGCUGACAGCCCAGCUGUCGAACAUGCAGGGCGACUUCGACAAGAAGCUGUCGCACGUGAGCCGCGGGGCAUCCUCCAUGAAGCCCCUGGACGGGGCGGGACCGUCCGCUGGGAUGGACACGAUGGCCGAGGAUCUGGACCAGCUGAAGUUCGACGUGGGGGAGCUGAAGGACCUGCUGAACAACAACAAGGGCGAAGUCAACCACGUCCGCCGCAUCGUGCUCGCUUGCGAACGAGACAUGGAGGACUUCACCGCAGCGAUGGACGCCGUGAACGUGGACCUCGACGAGAUGCGCGCCCGUGUGGACGCGACGCACUCCAUCAUCACCAGCAGGCAGCGCGUGGAGGCAACCAUGACGGCGGAGAUCUCGACCAUGCGGCUGGACAUCGGCGACAUCCAGGAGGCCCUCAAGAACCACGACUCCUGGAUGGAGGACGUGUCCAACACGCUGCAGCAGAUGCAGGAGAAGGAGGAGAACCUCACCGAGGAUAUCAUCAACCUGAAGAACGAGAUGAACACGAAGCUGGACACCAAGGUCGACAACGUGGCCUGGAAGGAGGCCAACGACGACCUCGACGCCGCGGUGAAGACCGUGCGGGACAUGGUCUCGUCGCUGAGGCUCGACGUGGACGCGCGGCGCCGGAAGGUCGACGAGAUCCUGGCGACCAUCAGGCACGACAUCACGGCCGUGGAGACCAACCUCGAGGAGUCGAAGGCGAAGAUCACCAGCGACACCGACCAGGCCGUGAACGCCCUCAACGGCAGGAUCGACUUCACCAACAAGGACCUGGCCGCCACCCAGGAGAGCCUGCACACCACGCAGAACUCCCUCAGCGACUGCUUUAACGAGGUGGCCGUGGUGAGGAGCGACCUGGAGCGCAACGUGGCAGACACGGAGGCGAGGCUCAAGAACGACGUGCGCCAGAAGCAGCAGGAGGCUUUCGAGAAGAUCUCCGCGGUGGAGCAGCAGGCCGAGCUCCGCAGCGCCGAGGCCUCGCGGCGGCUCGGCGCGCUGGACCUGCGCAUGAGCGGGGUGCAGGGCGGGCUAGGCGAGCACAAGCGAGACAUCCUGAAGCUGCGCGAGGAGGUGAACGGUCUGACGGUGAAGAGCGCCUCGCACGAGGUCGAUAUCCAGAAGAACAGUGAUGCGAUGCGGAAGAUGGAGAAGCAGCGCAACAUGGACGAGCAGAACUGGAAGGCGCAGAUGGACGCAGUCCACGAUGUGCUGGACACCAAGGUCAACGAGAAGCCCUUCGAGGACCUGAAGCACUGCACCGCCUCCCUGACCAAGGGCGUGGUGAAGUUCGCGCAGGUGGUCGGGGUCUUCCCCGGCCCUAAAUUCGACGACGCCGAGGGCGCGGACGGGGGCGAGGCCGACGUGGAGCUGCUCGGGUGGGAGGAGUGCGCGGAGAACAUGUCCUUCCGCGUGGACAAGGCCUGGCGCCAGAGGUGCUCGCAGCGCUUCCGCAACGUCCUCGACAUGGUCGCCAAGAAGGCCGACCACAGCGUGCUCCGCCUGCUGCAGAUCUCGCAGCAGCACAUCGAGUCCCAGCUGGAGCGCGUGAAGCACGAGCGCGAGCUGUGGAAGGAGGUGGUCGAGCGCCGCCAGCAGCAGCCGAUGCAGCUGGCGCUUGGCGCCAAGGAGACUGUUUUUUUUGCUCCGGCGAUCGCAUGGGUUAUCGGGCCCGCCCUCGAAUAUGGAGCGAGAGGGGAUCAAAGCAAUGCAAUAUCCGUGAUGGCUUCGCCCAUUGCCGCCUGCCCCCUUUCUUAUAGAAUGGGGCAUGCCAGAGCUAAGUUGGGAUGCAAGGGCGCCGUCGUGAAGCAAUGUCGGAACUUCACGCGAAGGUUAAUAUCGUACGUUACGGUUUGCGUUGCAGCACUGAAUCACGUUUCUCGAAUUCGGACGGUUCGCUUUGUGAAUUCGCUGACAGCCGUGAUCGCAAGCGAUGAGUUUGAGUUGGGAUGGAGCGACAAUCGUGUUCUUGGGCGGUGGGAAAUUUCAAAAGGCGUGAAAUUCAAAACCCUGCAAAGACCUCCAGGACAUCUAAGCUUUUUUGCUGCUUCAGGCUCUCCUGGCGGGCCUCUUGGAGCCCUCCUGGGCCCUCUUGGGGACCGCUUGGGCCGUUGUAGAAACGAGGAGGAGGCCUCAUGGGGGCGCCUCUUGGGGCCUCCUGGGGGCUCUUGUGGGCCUCCUGUGCGCUCCCUCUGA
Molecule: messenger RNA, 2529 nt
Organism: Prorocentrum cordatum
Lineage: Eukaryota; Dinophyceae; Prorocentrales; Prorocentraceae
Source: the annotation of a GenBank genome assembly